CGAAUGACAACUCGCAGAGUUGUUCUCGCUCGCGCGGCCGGAAGGAGGGAUUCACCGGGAAGAGGAGGGAGGACAGGAGUCGCGAAGGACAGUCAGUGUCGGAGGUACGAGUCCAGGGUCGACUUGACUUUCUCCGGUUCGUCCCCCCCGACCCUCCUGCAGACGCCCGACGGCUUCCCGUCGUCCUCACCCACCCCAAGUGUCCCUUGCGUGUCCGCGCGAGGACGGGCGCUGAAAACAAUAGAUCCUCCGAGACCAGCUGAGGGACACCGGGACAGAGAACCAUGGAGAUCUGCUCCACUUCCAGGAAACUUACUUUGCUCUCCUUUCUCAUGGGGCUCUCAGGCAUAUGGGCCGAAAUCGAAUUGCCUCAAACCAGCAUGGAAGUGGUCAAAGGUAAACUGGUGCAGCUAAGCGCCUCGUACGUCGGAAACCCAGAUGCUGACCUGGCCGCCAGCACCAUCGUCUGGAACUUGAUGACGGACAACCCCCAGCAGGUCAUCAGCUACACCAAAGGCACCAUCAACGUGGGCAGCACCCAGUUCAAAGGCCGCGUCGGGUUCUUGAAGACGAUGCCUUCGAGGGACGUUUCUCUGUACAUCAACAACACCAGGGAGUCUGACUCUGGCCGUUAUGUGUGUCAGAUCAUCAUUCCUUCUCUUCCUGUCAGUCCCGCUCAGGUCUUUCUUGAAGUGACGGUCCCUCCCGCUGUUCCCAAGUGCUCUAUGUCCGGGAAGCCAGUGCUGAAAGGAAACGUGACUCUGACGUGCACGUCUGGUGCCGGGAAGCCGGUCCCGCUGUACAAGUGGAGGAGAACCAGUCCCACCUCUGAGGUCUUUUUUGCACCAAUGCUCAACGAGAACAGCGGGGAUCUGAAGUUGAGCAACCUGAGCAGCAACAUGUCCGGGUCGUACGUGUGCACGGCCAGCAACUCAGCGGGACGUGAGACCUGCUCCGUCACCCUGGACAUCAUCAACACCAAUAAGGUCGGAAUGAUUGUUGGCGCAACAGUUGGAUCGGUCCUCGGUUUCGUCUUCCUGCUCUGUGUCUGCGUCGGGUUUCUGUUUGUUUUCAAGAGAAGAAGAGACAACGAGGACGACAUGGCCAAUGAAAUCAAGGAAGACGCUCAGGCUCCGAAGCGCGUCUCCUGGGCGAAGAGCGGGAUGGGCUCUGACGUCAUCUCCAAGAACGGCACGCUGUCCUCCAUCGCCUCCAGCCCGCGCCACAAAGACAACCACCACCACCUGCAGCAGUAUCCCCGGCAUCCUGCCUCGGACACCGCCUCCAUCAUCACAGCCACAGGCAGCGCCACCGGCUACAGACCGCCCCGCCACCAGGGGGCCUCCUCUCCCACUCAUUACAGCUACAACAACAGCAGCACGCUGCCCCACGGACAGCCCGCCUCCACCCAGGCCGCCAACGGCAGUUCGCAGGCGGUCCAGGAGCGCUAUGGCCACCUGCCCCAGGCCCAGCAGCUGCCCCAGACCUUGACCCAGCUGCAUGGGCAGUUCCAGCCCGCCCCGUCCCCGCCGCCGCUGCCCACCUCCACCAUCACAGCCUCCAACAUCCACCGCAUGGGAGGGGUGCCCAUCAUGGUGCCUGCGCAAAACCAAGCAGGUUCUCUGGUCUAACGGAAGUGGCGUGGCACGCAGUGAGACUGACGGAGGCUCAAACGCUUCAUGUUUGUAUUUUUGUCAGCAAACAGGACGAGAGGAGGAAGUCAUUCACUGUUACAGGCUGCCAGGACGACCAUUCAAGACAUGCUUUUUACUUGCUUUGUAUUCACUCUUUAUACUCUGUUGUCACAAAUGAAGUAUAGGUAAAAUUCCUUUUUCUACUUUUUUAUUGCCAUGUUGUUCUCCAGCUGUUCACCCGGCAACCGGAUUGUUUUUUGUUGUUGUUGUUGUUUUUAAAGGGUUUAUUAUUCCCAAUUUUCAGCAGGAAACGGUCGGAACGUAAAUCUCUCAGCCACCCUCUCAUACAACAACUACCAAAAGGAUGAGUCAUUGUUUCUUAAGAAUCCUUUAAAGAAAAGGCCAGAAUGUGUUUGAUCUCUGCAAACACUUUGCAGCACGUGUGAAGCAAGGCUCCCAGCAAAACACUCAAACCUCGGCCAGUUCUUCAGAUGUCUUCGUCGUGACGCUUCAGCAUCGUCUUUGGCGCGGAGAAGGGAGACGGAUGAGGAGGGGAAAACCACGAGGCUUGAAUCUCAGUUUUCCAAGGCUGGAAAGUCUCACUUGAUCAGAUAAGCGACGAGAAGGAAAAGCACGCGCUCUGUGUUUGGAGUGCAUGAUUCGCUCAGUCUACUCACACUAAGUUAUGCCUGCGGAGCACAAAACGUCAGCCAUUGAGCCGGGGGACGCAUCCGCACAGCAACCCGCUAAUAGCUGAUGAAGACACCGUAUCGGUUUUCUCCUCCUCCGCAGUGAUGACUUGAUGGUGAAGGCGCGGAAGCUUCCCAUAUUCUGAGGAAGCAGCCUGAGGUGUUGUGAGACAGACGGGAUGCUGCAUCUCUGUGCAAACCGGGUCGUUUAGAUUUGCUGCGAUCCAUUUCAUGUUAGAAAGGAUCUUGGAGGUCCUGAAGCGAGGGCUUGGUUCGGGUGGAUGGAGUUCUGUUUGAAACGUUCUCUAGUCCUGAAAAAACCACUUAUGACUCUGAUUCGCUCUGCGUAUUUUCAUCCUUGCAUUAUAACAUGUCAGGUUUCCAGUAAGACGAAAGAAAUAUAUAAAUAUAUUUAUUAGUUUUUAAAUGUGUUUCAGACAUUUUUGUUUGUUUGUUUUUCUUUUUUUUUUUUCAGGUCUAAUCUGUAUGAAUGAUGAUAUCAAACUUAGAUGGAAUAUUAAUCUGAAACACUGGAUGCCGAACCGUAGAUAAAGCCGUCUUCGUUCCUGAUAUGUUGCAGCUUUUUAUAGCAGCGGUUAAACUUCAGGUCACUUUCAUAAAAUAAAUCACUGACAAAAACACCGAAUGCUGAAAAUCCGUUAGAUAUUCUCAAGACGCCUACAGACACCAGCUUUACUCUCUCAAGCACAGGAGCUACAUGACAUUAAUGUUUAUGAUAAUCUAAUGAAGAGUUGCCAAUUUCUGAAAUUAUAGAGGCAAGCAUAAAAGCCUCGGUGAAAAACAACUGUUGAGUAACGCAAGAAUUUUAUUCAUUUCAAAUUGUAACAGCCACCGUAAGAAAAUGAUGGAGCCAUAUUAAACAAAUCCUUAUGCAAGUGAUCACAAUUAGCAUUUUUACGUAUUUUUUUAAUUAUUAUUAUUAGUUUAUAACCAUUAAAAGUCAUAACUCACUGUUUCUGAUCAAUUUGCACAUUCUGAAAUAUUUCAUAGGAAGAGCUACAAACUAAAAGUUGUGUCAGAAAAGGUGGGAGGAAUCCAGUGAAGAGUAUUUGUUGGUUUACACAGAGACGCUUCUCCAUUUACAAGAAUUUAUAGAUUCUCUUCUUUAGGAAUGUGUCCAGUUUCCUUAUUGAAGAUGUUUUAUUUUUCAUAUACAUGUAUUUGGAUUUCUUGUCCGCUUUUUAAAAAAAUAAAAGUUUGUCACAGUUUCUCCUUUCUCCUGCUGCACUUUGGACACACGGAGACAUUUACUAUCCGUCUCGCUUUCAACACGGAACGUGAGGACAUUCCAGAACCACCCGUCCUGAAACCAGUGAUCUGAAACGUUUCUUAGCCGUGGAGCCUUUCCGUUGAAUGUCGACGACACUUAAGCAAACUGGAAAAUGUGUCAUUUCUUGCGGUUGUCAGACUCCGUGUUUUAGAGCGUGACUGAGUCGUUGAAAUGUGUACAUUGACGAUUAUAAUGUAUUGUUGAAGUCGAGCCUUUAUUUUUCUACAGCGAACAUUAGAGCACAUGAAGAGCGUUUCUUUUUACCAUGUACCUUUAUGAAUUAAAUAAGUGCUCUCCAUCACAGCAGGAAGCAUUGCAGAGGCUUUGUGGACAAACAGGCGGUGAAGCAUCUUAUUUAUAAUGUGCAUUGUCCACCUGUAUACUCCAUAUUUAUGUUCAUGAAAAAAAAAAAGCCUGAUAUUUUCAAAUAAACAUAAACAAAG
Molecule: messenger RNA, 4057 nt
Organism: Poeciliopsis prolifica (blackstripe livebearer)
Lineage: Eukaryota; Metazoa; Chordata; Actinopteri; Cyprinodontiformes; Poeciliidae
Gene: esama
Product: endothelial cell adhesion molecule a
Exons: 7
Coding region: 285-1631 (448 amino acids)
Biological process (GO): homophilic cell-cell adhesion
Cellular component (GO): plasma membrane; adherens junction
Molecular function (GO): cell-cell adhesion mediator activity
Source: RefSeq, a predicted model, not a curated record